Messenger RNA from Syngnathus acus (greater pipefish), 3017 nucleotides. RefSeq names its product oxysterol-binding protein-related protein 11-like. Lineage: Eukaryota; Metazoa; Chordata; Actinopteri; Syngnathiformes; Syngnathidae. Gene Ontology annotation, molecular function: sterol binding. Gene Ontology annotation, cellular component: intracellular membrane-bounded organelle; membrane; cytosol. The record is from RefSeq and is a predicted model, not a curated record. Bases 257 to 2413 code for a protein of 718 amino acids. The transcript has 13 exons.
GAUGCGUUUCCGGUUGAGCCACCAGGAAGACUGUCAAGCUGGCUGGACAUGUUUUAUCAGGUUUUAUUUAGAAUAGCAACUCGACAAAUGGGUUUCUAUAAAUUGUAUGGUCGGUACGAAAAGGAUUUGGAACGUCACUCUACAUUUUAAAGAAACGUCGUCUUCUUUAAUCACGUUGUCUUGUUUGGACGGGUUAGCUUAAGUCCAGCAGACUGCGGCUAAGCUAAAGGUGGUGGUGGUGGUGUUGCCAGUGACUAUGCAAGGGGAAAUCACAGCAAUACGAAUUACGGACAACGAAAGCAAAUUGGAUGUAUUCCCCCAGAAUAGGACUCCAAGCUCGGGGAGAGCGAGUGCAAAAAGCUGGCAGUACAGUGACCACAUGGAGAAUAUCAAUGGCUACUUGAUGAAGUACACCAACUUGGUGACAGGUUGGCAGUACAGGUUCUUUGUCCUGAACAACGAGGCAGGUUUGCUGGAGUACUUUGUCAACGAGCAAUCCAGGCCUCAGAAGCCCCGUGGCAUGCUGCCCUUGGCCGGAGCGGUCAUCUCCCCCAGUGAUGAGGACUCGCACACAUUCACUGUCAACGCUAUCAGUGGAGAGCAGUACAAGCUCAGGGCCACCGACGCCAAAGAAAGACAACACUGGGUGAGCAGACUGCAACUCUGCACGCAGCAUCACACUGAGGCCAUGGGAAAGAGCAAUCCUCCACCCAAGUCACGCAGCUACUCCAUGGUGUCUCAAGGCAGCAGUAGCUCACCUAUGUCUAUGCGGAGACCUAGCCAGAACCCCUCCUCAUUAUUCAACUGGCAAAUACACAAGGGCUCCUCACUGUAUUCCAGCAAGCGGUCCCUGCUACCUGAUCACCUUCUCGAAGCCAGAGAAAUGAUGACCCAAGCUCAAGGCCAGCACCGAGACCUAAUCCAAGGAAUAGAGGGCCUCCCCGCAGCUCCUGGUCUGUCCGCUUUGGACCAGGAUCUUCUUAUGCUCAAGGCGACCUCCAUGGCUACCAUGACCUGCCUCAACGAUUGCUUGCAUAUUCUGAACCUGCAGCAGGUGGCCAGGCAGACAGGAUCCAUGGCAGGAUCCACCAUUGAGUGGCUGGAGCCCAAGCUGCCCGACAUCCUGAAGAAUGGCAGCAAUUCCUUGGGUAGCUUCACAGCAGGAGAGGACCUGCUGCAGGAGGGAGGGCUGGAACUCAGCAGCCCAGAGUCCUGCAGCUUCUCUGGGGAGCAAGAAGACAUUGACGCUCAGGAUGAAGUUGCCGACUCGUUCACGGACAAAGAGGAGGACCUGUGUGCUGUGGAGGAGGAGCGCAGUGUCAUCCUACACCUGCUCUCGCAGUUGAAGCUGGGCAUGGACCUCACACGGGUUGUUCUUCCCACCUUCAUCCUGGAGAAGCGUUCUCUACUGGAGAUGUACGCCGACUUCAUGUCGCACCCCGAACUCUUUGUGGCCAUCACGGACGGCGACACCCCCGAGGAACGCAUGGUCCGCUUCGUGGAGUACUACCUCACCUCCUUCCACGAGGGCCGCAAGGGCGCCAUCGCCAAGAAGCCCUACAACCCCAUCAUCGGCGAGACCUUCCACUGCUCCUGGAAAGUCCCCAAAACAGCGGAGGCCUCGUCGGCCGAGCCCUCGCCAGAAAGACCUGACCCCGCCCCCUCCCAAGAUUUCUACCAAGUGCGCUUUGUGGCUGAGCAAGUAUCCCACCAUCCCCCCGUGUCUGGGUUUUAUGCAGAAUGCCAGGAGAGGCGCAUGUGUGUAAAUACUCACGUGUGGACUAAGAGCAAGUUCAUGGGCAUGUCCAUUGGCGUCUCCAUGAUCGGCGAAGGUUGCCUGACUUUGCUGGAACACGAUGAAGAAUACACCUUCACGUUGCCAUGCGCAUACGCACGCUCCAUUCUCACCGUCCCUUGGGUGGAACUCGGCGGCAAGGUUAACAUCACUUGCGCCAAAACGGGCUACGCCGCAGUCAUCACUUUUCAAACCAAACCCUUUUAUGGUGGCAAAUUGCACAAAGUAACGGCAGAGGUGAAACACAACCCGACCAAUGUGGUGGCGUGCCGCAUUCAGGGGGAGUGGAACGGCGCUCUGGAGUUCACUUACGCCAACGGCGAGACCCGGGCGGUCGACGUCACCAAACUGCCUGUAACCAGGAAGUGGGUCCGGCCCAUCGAGAUGCAAGGACCGACCGAAUCCAGGCGCUUGUGGCAGCACGUUACCGAAGCCCUGCGGCAGAAAGAUAUCGACAAAGCCACCGAGCACAAGCGGAUCCUGGAGGAGAGGCAACGCUCAGAGGAGAGACACCGGGCGGAGACAGAAACCUCCUGGAGGACCCGCUACUUCGACAGGGAGGGUGACGGUUGGAUUUAUCACAAACUACUUUCCAAAACCUCGACCGUCAAAUCCUAGUUUUAUCUCUGCUGUGGUCAAUUUGCCUGAGGACUGGGAGCAAGCCGGCCCGCACUCACAAACGGAUGGAGACCUACGAGCUUUUUCUUCUGAGCAUAUAGCCACAGUGUACACCCACCACUUGCACUAUAUAACACUAUCCAAUACCAGAGCUGGCUUUACAAUCUUAAUUGACUCGUUCACAUUCAGGUAUUGAUUUGUUAUUGAGAUUUGAACGGUACCGCGUCAUCAAAAGAAGACUGUGUAAUCAUUCAAGGAGUUAACAUGAGUGCAGCUCUCGUGUCGGAUAUAAUGAUAUCGUUUCACUGUAUAUGAUCUCAUGUCAAUAAAACCUUGUACAGAUAUUCGAUAGCCUUAAAUAGCCCCGAUAGGUGAGGAGCGACCAGAUUUCCACUGGUUACGAAUAUGCAUCGACUCUGACGGAAUGCCCCGCUCCUCCCUAUUAUUUUAUCUCCUUUGUUGUGUUGCAGUGGGAUGAAAGAAGUUCAAUGUACAUGCAUGCUGCACCUCCUGCAUCUGCAUUACAAACACUUUAUAUAACAUAUUAAAGGUUUUUAAGCAGUUGUGCUUGUUUUGUAAUGAAAUAAAAACAAUUUUCUUUAAA